AUGAGUAUAUCUUCUUGGUUUGACAUUAUUGGGCUUUCAAUGGAUUCACAGGAGGAUGAACCCGCAAUGAAGCAGACAGGAAAAAACAUCAAAACUUUGAUAGACCAAGAGAUGAAGAAUGGAAUUCCUUCUAAGAGGAUUAUUUUGGGAGGGGUUUCCCAUGCAGGAGCUUUAUCUUUACAUACUGCUCUUACCACACAGCAGAAACUGGCAGGUGUCAUUGCACUCAGUUGCUGGCUUCCACUUUGGGAUUCAUUUCCACAGGGUCCUAUCACUGGUGCCAAUAAAGAUAUGUCUAUCCUCCAGUGCCGUGGAAAUUGGGACUCUUUAGUUCCACUAAUAUUUGGUUCUCUUACUGCUGAAAAGCUAAAAGCAUUGGUAAACCCAGCCAAUGUAAGCUUCGAAACCUAUGGGUCCUUGAUGCACAGUUCAGGUCACCAGGAAAUGGUGGAUAUCAAGCAAUUCAUUGAUAAAGUCCUACAGUAA
Choloepus didactylus (southern two-toed sloth) is the source of this 486-nucleotide messenger RNA. RefSeq names its product acyl-protein thioesterase 1-like. Gene Ontology annotation, cellular component: cytoplasm. Lineage: Eukaryota; Metazoa; Chordata; Mammalia; Pilosa; Megalonychidae. The record is from RefSeq and is a predicted model, not a curated record. Gene Ontology annotation, biological process: protein depalmitoylation. Gene Ontology annotation, molecular function: carboxylic ester hydrolase activity; palmitoyl-(protein) hydrolase activity. The transcript has a single exon. The annotation marks the transcript as partial.